AUGGCAGACCAGAGCUCCAAGCACCAGGCUUCCUUGCAGGUGGACAAGGACAACAACCUGGUGCUUGCAGGGUACACCUACAGCUCUCUCGACGGGCACAGCAACGCCGGCUGGGAGGACGUUUUCCUUAUGAGCUUCACAAACAUCGGCACCUGGCGAUGGACAACCCAGCGUGGAGGUUCAGGCUCUGACGUCGCAUUCGCUUUGCAGGUGGACCAGAACAACAACCUGGUGGUUGCAGGCGCAACCGGAAGCUCUCUCGACGGGCACAGCAACGCCGGCGAGGACGACGUUUUCCUUAUGAGCUUCACAAACACCGGCACCUGGCGAUGGACAACCCAGCGUGGAGGUUCAAGCUUUGACAAGGCAUACGCUUUGCAGGUGGACCGGGACAACAACCUGGUGGUUGCAGGGCGAACCGCGAGCUCUCUCGACGGGCACAGCAACGCCGGCGAUUACGACGUUUUCCUUAUGAGCUUCACAAACACCGGCACCUGGCGAUGGACAACCCAGCGUGGAGGCCCAUAUCCCGAUUGCGUAAACGCUUUGCAGGUGGACAAGGACAACAACCUGGUGGUUGCAGGGUACACCUACAGCUCUCUCGACAGGCACAGCAACGCCGGGCUGGCAAGUCCCGACGUUUUCCUUAUGAGCUUCACAAACACCGGCACCUGGCGAUGGACAACCCAGCGGAGUGGAGGUUCAGGGGCUGACAAGGCAUACGCUUUGCAGGUGGAUCAGGACAACAACCUGGUGGUUGCAGGGUACACCGGGAAUUCUCUCGACGGGCACAGCAACGCCGGCGAGGACGACGUUUUCCUUAUGAGCUUCACAAACACCGGCACCUGGCGAUGGACAACCCAGCGUGGAGGUUCAGGGGAUGACAGCGCAUACGCUUUGCAGGUGGACCAGAACAACAACCUGGUGGUUGCAGGCGCAACCGGAAGCUCUCUGGACGGGCACAGCAACGCCGGCUUUUCGGACGUUUUCCUUAUGAGCUUCACAAACACCGGCACCUGGCGAUGGACAACCCAGCGUGGAGGCUCAAGUUAUGACAGCGCAAACGCUUUGCAGGUGGACAAGGACAACAACCUGGUGGUUGCAGGGCACACCUACAGCUCUCUCGACGGGCACAGCAACGCCGGCUAUUCCGACGUUUUCCUUAUGAGCUUCACAAACACCGGCACCUGGCGAUGGACAACCCAGCGUGGAGGUUCAGGCGAGGACCGCGCAGACGCUUUGCAGGUGGACAAGGACAACAACCUGGUGGUUGCAGGGCACACCUCCAGCUCUCUCGACGGGCACAGCCACGCCGGAAGUUGGGACAUUUUCCUUAUGAGCUUCACAGACACCGGCACCUGGCGAUGGACAACCCAGCGUGGAGGUUCAGGUGAUGACCGCGCAGACGCUUUGCAGGUGGACAAGGACAACAACCUGGUGGUUGCAGGGCACACCUCCAGCUCUCUCGACGGCCACAGCAACGCCGGAAGUUCGGACGUUUUCCUUAUGAGCUUCACAAACACCGGCACCUGGCGAUGGACAGCCCAGCGUGGAGGUUCAGGCGAGGACCGCGCAGACGCUUUGCAGGUGGACAAGGACAACAACCUGGUGGUUGCAGGGCACACCUCCAGCUCUCUCGACGGGCACUUCAACGCCGGAAGUUCGGACGUUUUCCUUAUGAGCUUCACAGACACCGGCACCUGGCGAUGGACAACCCAGCUUCGAGGUUUAUGGAUGGAAGAAGCAGGCGCUUUGCAGGUUGACCAGGACAACAACCUGGUGGUUGCAGGGCGCACCUACAGCAUUCUCGACUACAGCAACGCCGGCUUUACGAACGGUUCCGACGUUUUCCUUAUGAGCUUCACAAACACCGGCACCUGGCGAUGGACAGCCCAGCGUGGAGGUUCAGGCUUUGACUACGCACGGGCUUUGCAGGUGGACAAGGACAACAACCUGGUGGUUGCAGGGCACACCUCCAGCUCUCUCGACGGGCACAGCAACGCCGGAAGUUCGGACGUUUUCCUUAUGAGCUUCACAGACACCGGCACCUGGCGAUGGACAACCCAGCGUGGAGGUUUAUGGAUGGAAGAAGCAUGCGCUUUGCAGGUGGACAAGGACAACAACCUGGUGGUUGCAGGGCACACUAGAAGCUCCUCUCUCGACGGGCACAGCAACGCCGGCGAUUACGACAUUUUCCUUAUGAGCUUCGAGGUGAACAUCUCCAUCGUGCUGCCACCAGACUUGAUCGGUACAGUUCAGGGGGAGGUCCUGAACGUGUCUCUGCGGGUAGCUCUGGACCUGAUCGACCAGGACGAGUCGAGUCGAGUUGAAAGCACAUCCGUCGGAAAUGUCGCAGCCGCAGAGAUCGUGCCAAUUGCGAAUCCAACGCAGACGCAGAUGGAGCUGAACUUCAGGCUGUCUGCCAAUGCGACUUCGAACACCACAGUGCUCGUACCAUCAUCGAUUCUGCCGGCUGGCAGCAGACUCUUUAUAGUCGUCACAGAGGUUGCGCCAGAGUUCUCGCAGCUGCUGCCUACCUCCGGACUAGUGAAUAACCCCCAGGCCCAUGUCACCUCGCCACUAUUGGUGCUGUCCUUGGCGCGAACGGCGGAAGCUUCUGCAAACCGCCUCGAGUUGCUGGACGUCACAACGGGGGCCGAUGACCCCAUCUUCUUUAUAAUGGCUGCACGCGACCCGAAAGCCGGGGAGAGGUGUGUGUGGUAUGAUGCGGCAGCAGGGAUGUGGUCCGAUGCUGGCCUGCAGUUGGUUUUCAACUACCAGCUGGACCAGAAGGUGUGGUGCGCCACGACACACACAUCCGUCUUCGCAUUGAUGGCGCUGUCUGAGACAGUGGAGACAGUGGAGACAGUGUCUCAGGGUGGCAAUGAUGUGCUGCUGGUAAUACUCGUACUCGUUGCAGCGGCAUCCAUUGCCAUCAGCGGCAUCGUUGUGCUUGCCAUGAUCAGGAGAAGGACGGCGCCCCAAAGCGAAGAGGCGCCCUGGCAGUACAGCCUGAAGAAGGACGAGGAUCUGAUUCAGCUUUUGACAGACUCGGAUGUCAGGUUGGUUCCUGGCAAAUACUUCUUACAUGUUCGAGACGAAGAAGGACUGCUGCGACGGAGAGAUGAUCCCGAUUGCAAAGCCGAUUUCAUCGAUGAUCCAGGAAAUUUGCGCCGUAUAUUUGUAGUUUCGCACCCAUGGGAAUCGACAGACCAUGCGGAUCCAUGGGGGGAUCAGUUGCGCUUGCUUUGUGAUUUCGUGGAGACAGAGGGCGCCCAAGAUGAUGCAUUUUUCUAUGAUUUCACGUCGCUGAAGCGCAGCCCCAACGAGCUGUGCCUGAGCCACAUUCACAUCCUCUUCGCUCAUCAGAAGACAGAAGUGCUCUUAAUCAAGAAGUUGGCACCCGACUGCACGCCUAUUUCUGCCUCUGGUGGUCAAGAGUUAGGCGCAGCGCCAUGCAUUUAUGACUCAAAGCACGAGAGGUGGAGGCAUGUAGAUCCAUCACGGCUGGCGAAGAACACAUGUGCCUAUGACGAACGCGGUUGGUGCGCCGCAGAAGCACAGUGGGCAUACCUGUCUGGCAAGCGUCCCCGAGUCCUUGACACAGACAAGCAUAUCAAUCACAUGAGUUUCUUGCACCCUUCGUCCUUUGAGAGCCUGCUCUUCACGAGAGCCCCAGAUGCUAAACGCGUCGCUCAGAUGAGCCGAGCCUUAAAUCAGCUGCUUUGCCCAAAGAAGGAGGAGGAGAUCCUGACAACAUGCAAGCCCGAUGAAUUGUGCGUCUUUGCAUAUCUGCUACAAUUCUCGAGUUCAACCAAUAUGGUGACCUUGCGACAAUGCGAAGUGGACAGCAGGAGCUUGCACAUGAUCAUGGAUGCAAUUGGCUCCGAAACGGCGGAUUCCCUAGUGCGGAGCCUCAAGAUGGAAGACUGCAACCUGAGCAAGGAGCUCGCUGCAGAGGUGGCAGAGGCCGUGCAGUCCAAUAGUUGCCUCACGUCCGUGGAGAUCCACGAUGAAAAAAUGGGCUUCGAGUUGGUGGAGGCCUUCAAGAGAUUGGACAGCAUCUCUGAUGUGUCGGCCUGGAACUUGACGCAAAGUGAAAAUGGAAAUUGCGUCCAACUCCGGAAGCGCCAGGAUGACAUUCCGCACUAUGACCUGAAGGAGAAGGAAGACCUGCACAACUUCAUCAAGGACGCCGAUAUCAAACUAGUCCGGGGAGACUUCUUUCAAAAGGCGAGCCGCGAAGAUUGGCCACUUCCCAGGAGGCAAGAGGCCGAGGAGAGCUUCUUUAUCAGGCCAGAGGAUGCGACUCGCAUCAUUGUAAUCUCCCACACGUGGGAGUCGAAGCAGCAUGCGGAUCCACAUGGCUACCAGACGAAGGUGUUGGCCGACUUUGUGAACGAGAGGAGCUAUGAGAAAGCUGGGUUUUUCUUUGAUAUGAUGUCCACCUAUCAAUGGCCACGUAAAGGCCGUCGGCAGCAAAUUGCCUUCGAGAGGUGCAUGGCAAACAUGGCCGUCCUUUAUGCACACAGUACAACUACGGUGGUGCGCAUUGAGGAACUCACCCCACCAAAAAGUAUGAGAGGUGCGAAUUUUCAAGUCAAAGUCUAUGAUGUCCAGGAGCAGAAGGUUAGACUCAUUCCGCUACGGAAGCUCGAGCCAAACAGCGUCCCCUAUUCCGAUAGGGGAUGGUGCUGCGCGGAGAAACAGUGGUCUGCGAUGCACGACAAGGCUACUUUGGUGAUACCCCACCAGGAAGGGGUCAGACAUGGUGUCGGACCCAUGCCUCCACAAGACUUUCAGCGAGAAUGCACAGGUCGCUUGCGCUUCACCCAUCGUGCAGACACAGCGAGCGUCAUGCGGCUGCAGGAGACCAUGUUCCUGGAAGUUGCAGCGCAGUGCCGCCAGCUUUUCAAGGCCGAUCUUCCGUCCGGUGAAAUGCGAUGGCUCAUCGCCUCCUUACCAUACUACGACAAGCUCGAGGAGCUGGAGCUGAUCAACUGCGAGAUCGACGAGAAGGUCAUGGCUCCACUGAUGGAAAGGCUUGGAAGCAGCAAAUCGCCAGUGAGGACCCUCAAAUUGGAAGAUUGCGAGGUCUCAAAGGCAACCCUUGUGCAGCUGAACAAGGCCCUGCUCUCCAACCAGAGUCUCAAAUCCGUGUGCGUUAACGGCAAGGGACUGCCCGACAACACAGAGCUGAAGCAAGAGGUGUCGCGGGCUGGGGCCGAACGAUUGAUCCAGUGUACAGGUCAGGAAGAGAGCAUUGCAUCAGAAUCAUCAGAAGAUGAUGCCAGAUUUUUUGACCCAAAGAUGGUCCGAAUGCGCCGAUUGGCGUUCAGCACGUUGCCCAGGAGCGGUGGCGUGUCGCGCAGAGUAAACAUGAGGUGCGGUGGGAAAGAGCAAGCUUCUCGCAGAUCGACGACGUGCUAG
Symbiodinium natans is the source of this 5430-nucleotide messenger RNA. NCBI's taxonomy places the organism in Eukaryota, Dinophyceae, Suessiales, Symbiodiniaceae. The record is from the annotation of a GenBank genome assembly.